AUGCAGGUGCUUAAUUGUACGCAGAUAGUUGAGGCACUGGAGACCUAUUACCUGCCAACAUUUUAUGGAAUUGAGUUCUCUGUUGGUUUCCUUGGCAACCUGCUGGUUGUACUUGGUUAUAUAUUUUGUUUACAACAGUGGCAGAGCUGCAAUAUUUACCUCUUCAGUCUUGCGGUUUCAGACCUUAUUUUCCUCUCCACAUUGCCACGCCUCUGCUACCUUUAUUCAAAUCACAAGGAAGAGAGCAAUCUCUAUGUUUGUGUUAUCAACCGCUACGUCCUGCAUGUAAAUCUUUACUCCUCCAUACUCUUUAUGGUUUGGCUCAGCAUGGACCGCUUCCUGCUCAUAAAGUAUCCAAUGAGGAACCAUUAUCUGCUCAGGCCACGAACAGCUCUGAUUGUUACAGGGUUGAGCUGGAUAGCUGUCAGCAUUGAAGUUGCCCCAAUGAUAACGCUGAUGGUGCAGGACCUAAAAGAAAAAAAUUGGACCAUGUGCCGAGAUUUUGGCAGUCUGAAGGGAGAUAUCAGUGUGCUUGGCUACAGCUUGGGGCUGACAGUGACAGGUUAUAUUCUCCCUCUGUUUGGACUUUGUGUUUUUUCCUACCAAAUAGCACACCUACUGCGUGUCCAGGAAAGGGCUCUGCAGCGCAGCACGGCAUCAUCAUACAAGCGGCCUCUAAAGGUGGUUGCAUCAGCGGCAGCGCUAUUUCUGGUUCUCUACACUCCCUACCAUGUGCUUAGAAAUGUGUCAAUAGCAACUAUGCAAGGCUGGGCAGGACUGGAGAUUUGCACACGGAUGCACAUAAAGAGUAUCUAUAUCUUGACCCGACCUAUAGCCUUUUUUCACAGCGUAAUCAACCCCAUCUUCUACUUCCUCAUGGGUGACAAGUUCAGAGACCUCCUAGAAUCUAAGAUUAGAAAUAUAGUCAGCAAAACAGUGGUGCAAAGAAACCCUUCAUGA
Molecule: messenger RNA, 960 nt
Organism: Maylandia zebra (zebra mbuna)
Lineage: Eukaryota; Metazoa; Chordata; Actinopteri; Cichliformes; Cichlidae
Source: RefSeq, a predicted model, not a curated record